AUGUACUUUGUUACCUUUACAGACAGUGAAAACUGCAUCAGAUGCCCAGACAUGGAAUGGCCCAAUGAGAAGAGGAAUCAGUGUGUUACAAAAAUUGAACAAUUUUUAUCCUACACUAAUGAUAUCAUUUCCAUGUUUUUUUCAUUAAUUUCAAUUGUAUUAUUUCUCAUAACAGCACUAAUUCUGAGAGUUUUUAUUUGGUAUCGGUACACCCCCAUAGUGAGAGCCAAUAACAGGAGUCUCAGCUUCCUCCUCCCCGUCUCCAUCAAGCUGAGCUUCCUCAGUGUGUUUCUGUUCCUCGGUCGCCCUGUGGAUAUAACCUGCAUGCUGCGUAACAUCACUUUUGGAAUCACCUUCUCCAUAGCUGUCUCUUCUCUCCUGGCCAAGACUAUCAUGGUUUGUGUUGCCUUCAAGGCCACCAAGCCAGGGAGCUCAUGGAGAAAAUGGGUGGGAGUCAAACUGUCCAAUUCUGUAGUCUUGUUCUGCUCAUCCAUUCAAAUAAUAAUCUGCAUGACUUGGUUGGCCAUUUCUCCUCCCUUUCAGGAACUGGACCUUCACACUUACCCUGGAACCAUCAUCAUUCAGUGCAAUGAGGGCUCAGCUAUUGGCUUUUACUCAGUUAUUGGGUAUAUGGGGCUUCUGGCAGCUGUUAGUUUUGUUUUAGCAUUUUUAGCUCGGACAUUACCGGACAGUUUUAAUGAGGCCAAGUACAUC
Molecule: messenger RNA, 714 nt
Organism: Xenopus laevis (African clawed frog)
Lineage: Eukaryota; Metazoa; Chordata; Amphibia; Anura; Pipidae
Product: vomeronasal type-2 receptor 26
Exons: 1
Source: RefSeq, a predicted model, not a curated record